UGUUUACUGAAGGCGGCGCACGUGACCUUGUCAUUUUACGAAUGCCACACGAUGGAGAUGUGUACAGAUAUGGUGUAUUAACUUGGACUCUUGUUGAUAAUGUGUAGCUGACACUAUACUUUCCUUAAUCAGAUUUGAUGGAACGUAUUCGGCAAAUUGUCAAUCAACAAAAGUCACGCUGUUUGGACGUGGAGUCUUCUCCAAGUAAUGGAUUAAAUGCAAACGGACUUAUUAUUAAUGGUGAUCAUAAUACUGUUGAGUCGUCGAAUACAUCUGUAAUACGGAAAGUUAUUGAAGGUACUGCACCGUCUGCCUAUCCGGGCUUUUGCCUUGUCACUGGAGAUCAAGAAAAUAUAUUGUCAAAUAAUAAAUCUGACACGAAAGCCCAGCUUUUAAGACACCUACAUGAUACAUGUCCAAAGAAUCCAUGCGUUAGACAUAUCUCUGCGAAAAUCGAUUGUUCAAGACAAGACAAUUCGCAAAGAGAUCUAGUUCCGAAUAAUGCGCAUUCUCGGCGUCAAGGUCAAGAACUUAUACACAAAUAUCUGGAUGUUGUUUCAUCUGAGAGCGUUGACAAGCAAGCGGAUGUGAAGAAACAAUGCGUACAGCCGGUUGACACCAAGCACAUCGGAUUUGAAUGUUUCACUUCUAUGAAUAACCAAUUGGCGGCGUCAAAUCCUGAUCAAAGCGAACCAAUUAAUAAUCAUAAUAAUGAUAAGAACUUGAAUGCUAAUAAAAAUGAACGCUUAGUGAGUAGUACUGCUGCACCCCUUAUGGCAUCGAAAUCUAGGAAGGGUAUUUUUCGUCCACAAGUCACAAAGAAUGCAAUAACUAAAUGUACAGAUUCUCAGACAGUUGCUCAAGACUACUGCAGUCAUCAUGCUGUUGGUUGUUCCACGCCUAGAGCUCACCUCAAAGCGCUAGUUCAACAGCAACGGGAAGCCAGGCGACUAGAACGUCAACGACAAAUAGAGGCGCAAAAAGAGGAACAAGCACGAAUUCAACGAAACUUACAAGCAACUGCACAAGCAGCAGCAGCGGCAGCCAAAUUACCUGUCACGUCAGGUAGAAAAGUAGCUGAACCGACAAAAGCUGGCACAGAAUCCACGACGUUGCAACAGAUGAUGGUGUCUGUACCACCAUUAAACUCCUAUUCAUCAGAAAGAGAACAAAAACUUGAGCAGCUUUUAAGACGUGAAUUAUUCCCACGUGAGCAUCAAAAAGAUGAAUCGGGUCUUCCUACUCACUUGGAUCGAGAUCCAAUACUACGCCUUAAUAAUGGUCAGGAUUUUAUAGCAGCUAGAAAAUCAGUUGGUAACUCAAUGCCGCGCACUUCACUGGCAAAUGCUUUACCUUCGCAUCAAUACUGCAAGAAACGAAACUCUCUGGUUAUUUUACACAAACCAGAUAGUGCUCCUAGAUCACCGAAAUAUGGCAAACUGAACUCGGACAGUGGACCAAAGACCAACGGAUGUAAAACAGACUUUGAUUCUUCCUGUUUAGUUGCUGUGGAACGGCAACACCACCACCACAAUCAUCAUCAUCACCACCAAUACCAGCAGCAACAGCAACAACAACAUCAACAACAAGAUGAUAGAAGGUGGCAUGAAAUGAAUUCUCAUUUCGGAACAGUUACAUUGUCAUCUGCUGUAGAUAACUUGUUAGCGUCUGGUGAUCAUAGUUCACGUCUAUGUGGCACUGAAGUGCCUAAAACAGCUGUAUCCUGUCAACAAGACAUUGAAGUUCAAGUGUCUGCUGCACCUGUUUCAUACUCACAGGUGGAGGACAAUGGAUUAUCAAGCCUGACAGGAAUACGUGAUCGUGUUACUCAACAUCACUCUGGAACACGAAAAAGGUUAUCCGCCCAUAAAGAACCCAAUGUUUCCUGCUCGAAUCGAUCACGAACAGCGAUCUGUGAUCAUGCGACGGAAGCUGCUCGUUUAGACAUCAAGCUGAGUACACAACGCGUGAAACACAUGAUUGUCGACUCAGAUAAUGAUGAUGACGAAUACUCGGGAGAUGACGACUUUUGUGACAUGAAUGCUGAUAAUAAUGGAAAUAGUUCAUUAUCAUCAUCAUCAUUAUCAUCCUAUUAUGAAGUAAUUAAAAAACCAUCAUUCAACUGUUGGAGACGAUUAGAAGCUGUUGGUGCUAGUGAAUCUGAAUUAGAUGAAGACAAUGUAUGUAUUGUUGAAGAUAUCAAGGAUGAUUUGAUUGCGCAGCCUCGGACAUCAUUGGAGCCUCCUCGUACAAGUUUUCGAUAUGCUGCUACCGCUGCUGAUCAUCUUCAUACAGCUGGCGUCAAUUCCUUUGUGAAAAAUGAAUGUGCUAGAAAAGAAUUCUGGAAUCAUAUAUACGCGGAUCCUUUACGCUUCGUGUCUGUACACAAACGUCAACAGAAAUUGUUACACAUAGAGAACAAAAGUCACCUACAGUCAUCAUCCUCUGGAUUUCAAACAAAGCACUCGAAGAGGAGGACGACAGGAAUUAGUUAUGCGAAAAGCGGUGCCAAGAUAAAUUCAGCUCCUGUUCAUGAUGUGAGCAAUGGAAAUCACAAUGUUGCAUCAAAUACUUCCACGACUAUCAAUAGUCAAGUGGUAACUGUGGAGUGUACUGAAUCAUCAAAAGAACACGGUAUAAAAUCUCAUAAAAUCUAUUCUAUUAAAACUAAGGCGCACGAAUUUAUCACAGAAGAAAAAGAUUCAAGUAGUCAAUCUGAUCCGCAUCGACAAAGUUCAGAGAGUUCUUUACCAAAGAAUUAUCUUUGUAAUGGAGUUGUCAACUCAUCAUCCCAGCCGAGACUACCUCCUGCUGCUUUGAAUCUCCAGUUAACUGCUGAAAUGAACUACCUUGAAACACUGGCUAGUUCAAUGCAACAUAUCGCUGAUAUGGAAUCACUACGUCAUAUUACUGCUGCUCAAGCUGAAUGUGUCAGUUUAGCUCAGUUGUUAAAGGCUCGUGAGCUUCAAUUAUCAUCAAAAGCAGCUAAUGAUCAGGUAUCAGAGAAGGAGACACAAGUAUCUGGGACAUUAUUAAACAAUCCUGGAGCAAACAAUCUCAUCUCUUCUGCACAUUCACCUCAGUUCCAGGGUGUACUUAAAGCUGCUGAAGAAUUUGAUAAGAUUGAACGUCGUCUCAGUGUGAAAACUUCACAUUUGAAUUCUUUAUCCAGUAGUCGAUCGACUGCUACUGAAUCACCGUCUAUACGAACAAAUAUUUCAGAUCAGACAAGUGUACACAAAUCGUCAACUGCGAAUAAUGCAACACUGUCGGAUGCUUCAUCUUAUGAUGACGAUGAUGAUGAAGGUGGUGAUAUGACAAAAUCUGAUACAACAACUAAACAAGAAUCAUCAUCUAUGGAAAGUAGUCAGAAAAGGAAUUCAAAUACUGAUGAUGCGAAAUCAACGCUAGCUAGUGUUAUAACUGCUUCAGAUUCUUCUUGUGAUUCAUAUCAUCCUUCCACUGGUACUGGUGUAGUUUCUGUAAAUGGGAGGUCAACCACUACGCCACCGUCUUCCAAAGGCAUAGCAUCUAGUAAUGUUGUUAAAAAGCACGAGUCUGGUCAUCAAGAAAUUGCACAAAUGGUGGAUUCCAGAAGAGAAUGUAAUAAAAUUGAUGAUGCUAGUCGGUCUAAAAAGCUAAAUAAUAAUAAUAAUGAUAAUGACGAAGGACACAGUACACGGAGGAAAUCGAAACGAUCUAUGCAGCACAAUGAAAGAUCACGUGGUGGAAAGCCAAUCAGUAUUCCUACUUUAAAUCUAUACUCAGCUUCAUUGGAUGAUUCUUGCCAGCGGGAGAGAAGUGAAGAAUUCAACCAAGUGAAGUAUGUUUUGAAUAAACGUGUAGCCGCUUUACAAUCUCGACGAAAGAAAGCUGAGGAAUUGCUGGCUCUAUCGAAAAAUUUAGAGCUUGAAGAAGCAGAAGUUGUUCGACUAGAACGUGAAGCAUUAAGUGCCAUUCAAAGUAAACGAUCAACUCUACGCACCAGUCGAUUUACAGAAUUCUCCCACUCAUCAUCGAACAACAGUAGCAAGAAGUCGGGUAAAUGUUCAAAAUCAGCUCAAUGGUCAAAGACAACCGGUGAUUCUAAGUAUAAUAAUAAUUAUAAUAGGAGAGGAAGUACAACACAUUCUACUGUCAAACAAAGCUCAAACUAUACACCUUAUACUGAUGACGUGAAACUAUCAUCAAGUCAAGGUUUAAAGGAUGAGCAAAUAUAUGAAGCAUUUCCUACUGCAUCAUUGGGGAAAAGUGCGUCUGUAUCAGUAGGUGGCAGUCAAAUAAAUGUGAAUACUGCUUCUGACAGUUCAAGUGCACGAACAAUCUCUAGUGCAACAGAUAUUAAAUACUGCAAAUCAGAUUCAGAUUCCUCUCGAUCUGCUGCUGCUGCUUCACAUUCUACAAGGUUUAAUUCUCAUCGUUCAAUUGACAUGCUGCAUCAAUCAAAAUCGGCUCAACAAAAUGAAGUGCCAUUAGCCAAUCUAAGCAUUGAUAAUGAUGAUAUUGGUCGAGGAUCGAAAAGCACAGGGAAUAGUAUCUCCAAAGUUGAUAAUGCAGUUGAGACUACACCAACAUUACGACGUCUGCUGCCUUGUGAAAUUGGUUCUCCGUUAGACCGGACAAUGACACCCAGUUCCCGGCAUUUACGUCAACGUUCUAAUUCUCAUGAUUCUGGUCGUCGAAAGCGUGUUACUGUCCCGAAUUCAACUGAUUCCCUGGAUGAUGAAGGUCGUAUGUAUGUUAGUGGUGUUGGUGGUGGUGGUGCAGAUGAUGAACCCUUCUCUACGAUGUCUGCAAAUUCACACUCAGAUUUGAGUGAAUUGGAAUCACGAAUUCAAGCGUUGAAUUCUAAUUUAAAGAAACAAGAAGGUAUUCUUUCGCGUAUCAAUCUAGAAUAUAAACGUGUGCAUAAGGAUCGGCUAGCCAGACUGGAAUCCACACUGUUAAAACACAAACAAUUAUGCACAGAGAUAAUUGCAAAUAUCAAAGCUGAUUUAGACGUGUGUAAAGCAUCAAUUUGCAAUGAAUCUGGUGAUUAUUCACAUUCAAAAUCAAUCAAUAAUUUAGCUAUUACAACAAAUACUACUACUGUUGAUAAUCUUUCUGGCAUUUCACCAUCAAAAUCCCUAAAUAACAAUCUAACACUAGGUGAUAAUUCCAAUGAAAAUAAUAUCUCUUGUUCAUUACAAAUACUUGAUAAAAUUCCUACAUCUAGUCAUACUAUCCCAGAUGAUGUUGAUGAACGUUUCACGCCUACAGCUACGCCCACGCCUACAAAAGAUGAAGAAACUGAACCGGAUACAUUGAUUUCAGUAGCUGAAGAAUUGGUUUCACCACAGGAUACUGAUGAUGAAUUGAAUCAACUUGAUUUAGACGAUGAUGAUGAUGAUGUUGGUGAUGGCGACGACUCUUCUCGUAAGACACCUGUUGCCGGUCAGGCGUCUACCUCCAGUUCACCGGAUGAAAAUAAGACAAUCUCACCUCUGCCAAAUGCAAAUGUUUCCAUAUCUAAUGAGGAGAACAAACAACAACAGCAACAAGAAAUCGUCAACUGUGAAGUAUUAAAGCCACCAAGUUCUGUUUCACUGUCGAUUUCUCCUCAUCCUCCUCUUCCGCCGUCGCCGCUGCCUACUACUACUGAUACAUUUUGUACAGAUGUUCAACAGGCCACCUCUCAAGUUAGUGAUUCUAAAUCUAUUUCACACAAUACCGAUAAUGAUGAUCAUAACGAAGAAGUUAAAAGUAAUAAUGUGUCAUUCAUCAAGUAUCCAACUGAAUCUCUUCUAAUAUUUGAUGAUGUCAAAGUCGAUGAUGUUGAUGUUGAUGGUGCAUUUCAAGCUAAACAUGCAGCAGCUACUAUUGAACAAACAACUACUAGUCAGGAUGAAUUUGCAAAUUUACUGCAAAAACACAACUUGUCUCCCUCUAGUCGAAUAUGUUCAGAAAUUGUUGACAAUAAUAAAAGUCAAUCUACCCUUGACGUGGUUGCUCACAAUGCAUCUGAAUGUAUUGAAAUGUCGACCACAACCGUCCCACUCUCUCCAUCAUCAGUCAAUGGAAUUAUUCAUGAAGAUGGUGGCAAAAUUCCAGCUGUGCUAACAACAACAACUGACAAUAAUCAUGAUGACGAUUACAAUAGAAUGGUAGUGUCAUUAUCAUCAGUAUCAGUUACACCGCCAGCGUAUACGCCCGAGGUGAAAACUACUACUAGCCUGCUUCAAAUUGCCGCUGAACAUCGACGGCGAGAAGAAGUAGUUGAUCGUAUUACCAGUGAGCUAUUGAUGCAAUUGGUCUCUGAAGCGAUACGUUCUACUCUGAAUGUUAGAAUGUCGAAUGCUGAGACGAAAACUUCAGAUGAUUCAGAAAGUGAUAAAGAAAACAACAUUGUGGAAGACGAAUUCCCUCAACAGAAAUCUCCAGUAUUCAAUGAUGAUGAUGACGAUGAAGAGUCUUCAGAUGACGAAGAAUCUGUCCGCCUACUAGACCUUGGUGUAAAGUUAUCUGAUGAAGAUUUUGAUGAGAAAAUCUCUGAGGCAGCGAAAUCUAAAAUCCACGUCACACCAGAACCUUCAUAUAGCGAAGAAAGUGUCCAGGGAUUGUUUGCUGAUAUCCCGGAAAGAUCACAAGCAUUAAUUCAACUUGCUGUUAGACAUUUUUGGGAUUAUCGAUCCAAUGCGGAGAUGGGUUACAAAGAGGCUAGCCUGACAGAGGCUUUAAGUAAUCCUCCUACAGAGUUUGGAUUUGAUUACUGUGAUAAAAUAGAUCUUGAAAUAUUUAAAACUAAAUCUAACAUUCGAUUUAUUAGUUCUACUCUACUAUUCGAUUUAAUCGGUGAACUCUUGCAAAAAAUCUAUGCUGGUGAAGAUAGCGAAGUAAGGCUAUUACAAGUGAAUGAACACGCACACAAUGUUAAUCAUUUUCAGGCAAAGUCAUCUACACAUCGUGUUUCAAGUGCACAAUUUCGACUUUGGCGUGGACCUUGUCGGCCAACAAAUUACAAUCAUCUUUUAAACAUUGUUACUUCGGAGAUUUGUCGAGAGUUGAACUUGAAAACCGAUGCUGUUAUGUUCAAUAUACAUCAACAACAACAACAACAGGAAGGAGAAGAAAUGAAUAAAUCAAAGCGUAUUGGUGGUGGACGACAACUAAACGAAAUCACUUCAUCAUUAGCAUCAUCGUCAUCUCGUUUCUCUCGUCUAGUCCAAUGGACAUUAGGCAAAAAAUCUUGGCUUGAUCGUAUCCUAGACCUGGAAUUACGUUUAGACGAACCUACUUGGCUUUCAUAUGUACCAGAAGAACGUGAAAUUAAAGUAAAGCUAGCUGAUGAAUUAUGGGAAGAUGUACUCAAUGAUGCUGUGUGCUCAGUGAUUGCUUUAAAUUCAUGUAAAUCAUAG
Trichobilharzia szidati is the source of this 7394-nucleotide messenger RNA. The record is from the annotation of a GenBank genome assembly. NCBI's taxonomy places the organism in Eukaryota, Metazoa, Platyhelminthes, Trematoda, Strigeidida, Schistosomatidae.